AUGUCUAGAUCAAAUCCCACCGAAGAUGUGGACGACCUGGAGUCGGCCCAGACUCCUUUUCUAUCCAACAGCGAAAGGAAAGAAAAUCAUUCAGAUCACGAGCAAAUAUCAACAAAAGGGGAGGAGAAGUGCAUUUCACGGCGGUGGUUGGAGCACCAGACGAUAUUCCACAGUAUUGUUUAUAUACUCGCAAUAUGGGGACUAGUAUCACUUGCUUGGCAGGCUGCUGGAACGAUAUCUGCUGGGUCUUCAUUCUCAAGAAACUCUUCCAACUCACAACCUGAAUAUGACGUCUAUCGACCCGAGACGCUGGCGCCGGGACUCAACGAAUGCGAUUGCGGACCUACGACGGCCGACGCCCUGGCCCGGGACUGCAAAUACGACAGCCUGUCCACGGCCUGGCUGCCACCAUACUGUCGAGACGACGAGCUGACGGCCGAGUUCGACCGCUCGGGCCCCGGUCCGGACGGAAGCUGGGGCUACUUCGCCGACGAGGCCGGGACGAUACCGCUCAGCGCCGACGAGGUGGCGGCGCUUGGCGAGACGGGUGGCUCCUUUUGGGCCUCGCGCGACUGGCACGUUGUGCACUGUCUGUAUUACUGGCGUAAAUACGCACGCAUGCGGCACACGGGCGCCGUCAUGGAGGCCCGCUUUGACAACGAGGCCCACGUUGAGCACUGUACCCGUCUCAUUCGCAAGCCUGCCCCCGAUUACUUCUUCCUCAUCGAGGUCCCCGUCAUGAUGAACUCGAGCGACCAUCACCACCGUGCUGAGGGAUCUUGA
Messenger RNA from Pestalotiopsis fici W106-1, 783 nucleotides. RefSeq lists its product as uncharacterized. Bases 1 to 783 code for a protein of 260 amino acids. Lineage: Eukaryota; Fungi; Ascomycota; Sordariomycetes; Amphisphaeriales; Sporocadaceae. The transcript has a single exon. The record is from RefSeq and is a predicted model, not a curated record.